GAGAGCAAGUUUCUCUGACUGACGUGAUCAGGGAAGAAGACACAACAUCCAGAACACUUGCUGUUGUCGUUCAGUCUCUUUGCUGCAUUUAGAGACAUUUCACUUCAGGAUCCUGCGGAAUUAAUGCCAGGUUCUUCAAGAUGCUCCAGCAAUAACAUGGACGAACAGCGACUAUCUGACUAGUGUAAAACCCUUCAAUAACACCCUGCUAAAGUAGAGGAUCAGCUCCUGAAACUGACUCUGCGUUCACACUUCCGCUGGAUCUAACACUGAUCCGAGUAUCUUUUGAGGGACACUAGGCCUCUUUGUGUUGAUACAUCAUGGCCAAAGUGCAGGUGCUGAAUGUGGCUGUUCUGGACAAUCCGAGUCCUUUUGGAAACCCCUUUCAGUUCGAGAUCACCUUUGAGUGCAUGGAAGAUCUCCCUGAAGAUCUAGAGUGGAAGAUCAUCUACGUGGGCUCUGCGGAGAGUGAGGAGUACGACCAGGUUCUAGACUCGGUUCUGGUCGGCCCGGUUCCUGCAGGCAGACACAUGUUCGUGUUUCAGGCGGAUGCUCCAAACACAGGACUGAUCCCUGAGAGUGACGCAGUGGGCGUGACCGUCGUGCUGAUCACAUGCACAUAUCGCGGACAAGAAUUCAUUCGCAUUGGCUACUAUGUGAACAAUGAGUAUACGGACCCUGAGCUGCGGGAAAAUCCACCAGUCAAGCCAAACUACACACAGCUGCAGAGGAACAUCUUGGCAUCAAACCCUCGAGUGACCCGUUUCCACAUCAACUGGGAAGCAACGGUGGACAAGAUGGAAGAUUCGGAGAAUGUUGAUCCCGCCCCCAACACCAUGCUCCCGCCCACCUCCAUGCCUGGCAAAGCCCCGCCCCUCGGACUCAUGCCUGACAACUCCAUGGACUGCUUAUAGAGUGCACACGUACACACUCCCAUACAUUUGGUUAUAAAUAAACAAAUAAACAUACUGUUUUAUAUUUACACACCUGAAUGUGCAUACAGUUGGACAGUCAGUGUGUAAGGGUGUAAUUCAACAACAUGUACACGUUCACAUAUAUUCACCUGGCACUUAUUGGUCUGUUACCAUACCUGAACUGGCGUCUUCUCGCACUUCCCAUCCUGGACCGGGGAUGGCACCUGCAGCACCAGCGGACAUGAACUGUUUUCUUCAUCUGUCCACUGUUUUUCUAAUGGAGGAUCCAUGAACCCCAAAAUUCAAAUGAAAUUUGAUUUCGCCCAUUUUAGGCCAUUGUGACAGUAUUCUCGUAACAAUAAAGCGCAUUGUCCUCUUCAGUUGUCAUUACCGUUAAGCAAAAAAUAGAUAUUAAAUUGUGAAGUAUUUAUAUGUCAUGGCAGUAUUGGUUGUACUUCCUUUAAUCUAUGCUGAUUUUUUACAUUGGAGUAAUUUUAAUGUAAUACAGUAUUACUGAAAUGUAUAACAGUAAUGAGAAUCGCUAAUGGAAAUGUGGUUAAUUGUCAUGACAAUGAUGUCACAAUGCAACAAGAUUCACUCAGUGAUGUAUUUCAGUCUGAAACCAUCAAGCAACUUUUCUGGGUGGAUAUUGUAUAACUUGGGAUCAUUUUUGGUACGUCACAAUUCCAAUUCUGUUUCUGUCCAAGUAGGAAACGCCAGGGCUUGUUGUAAUGUGACAUUAUUCUUAUUAUUUUAUUAAAGUCAUUUUUGACCUAUCCUGUA
Molecule: messenger RNA, 1697 nt
Organism: Myxocyprinus asiaticus (Chinese sucker)
Lineage: Eukaryota; Metazoa; Chordata; Actinopteri; Cypriniformes; Catostomidae
Product: histone chaperone asf1b-B
Exons: 4
Coding region: 321-914 (197 amino acids)
Biological process (GO): DNA replication-dependent chromatin assembly
Cellular component (GO): nucleus
Molecular function (GO): histone binding
Source: RefSeq, a predicted model, not a curated record